AUGGCGAGACAAUUACCCUUGCAUCUCUCCCACAAGAGUGCACUAGUGCUAUUGCCUCCCGCUAAUAUCGCUGCACCUAUCGAAGGCGUCCGACGCACGCACGACAAGAACUUCGAGCGAUGGCCUGCGCAUAUAAACAUGCUAUACCCUUUCCUAUCGUCACCUUCUGAAACUAGUGGGCAAGGCGAGGACUCGCACUCGUCUCUCAAGCCUGACAUACGUGUCCGUAUCGCAAGAGCCGUUCAAGACAUACGAUCAUUCCACAUAACGCUCAAUGCGGAUCCACCCGGGUUCUUCAGCCACGGCAAAGGGGGCAGCAAAACAGUCUGGCUAGGUCCUACUACAGACAAUGUCCAACGGCUUCAAGCAGUUCUGCAACAGGAAUUUGCUGAAGUAAAUGCAGAUCGGCGGCCCUUCGUCCCUCACCUCUCUGUAGGACAGGUGAAGAGUGAGGUCCGCCUGGAUGAACUCCGCACACUGACCAGAAAGAGAAUAGCGGAACAUCUGGAUCACAGCCCAAAUGAUGAAGUCAUGCCUGCAGCUUUGGAUUGGCAUGUUGAUCAAGUAGUCGAGACUAUCAAGCUAUAA
Molecule: messenger RNA, 588 nt
Organism: Alternaria viburni
Lineage: Eukaryota; Fungi; Ascomycota; Dothideomycetes; Pleosporales; Pleosporaceae
Exons: 2
Coding region: 1-588 (195 amino acids)
Source: RefSeq, a predicted model, not a curated record